UAACAUCCUAACAACAAUUAUUUUCAAGAUCCACGGUGAGCCUCAAAACCUGAGAGAGAGAGAGAGAGAGAGAGAGAGGGGAAAAGAGCCACCUUUCCAGGGAAUGAUCCUCUGUUUGGUUCUUUCUGAAUCGGUUUGUCGUUCUCUCCUCCAUUUUCUUUCAGAUUCUUUUGAUCUCUUCUCCCUUCUGGAAAGAAGAAACAAGAGAAAGUGAAGGAAAAAAUACUAAGAGGAAGCAUAAAGCGAUGAACCCUUGAACCGAAGAAAGAUCAGUUGGAUUUCGAAAGUGGGCAUCCCGGAUUUCUGUGGAAGAUCGAAUUUUUCAAUGUGGGAGUCCGGUAUAUCAAUGAUUGAUUAAGUUUCGGGAAGUGGGUUGUUGAGAUUUUUGCAGAAGAGUGAAUUUUUUUGCAAGAGGGUAUCUCAUUUUUCUGCCGAAGAUUGAAUUUCUUGAAGUGGGGAUCUCAUAUUUCUGUCGCAGAUCAGGAAUUUCUAUGUUGUAAUCACGCAGUUUCUGCUCAUUGAUUACAUUUCUGGAAGUGGGUUGUUGGGAUUUUUGCAGAAGAGUGGAAUUUCUUGCAAGAGGGUGUCUCAGUUUUUUCUGUCAAAGAUUAGAAUUUUUGAAGUGGGCAUUUGAUAUUUCUGGGGAAAAGAUUGGAUCUUUGGCAAUCUCCCAGAGUACUGUGAAGUUAAAGUUAUUUCUAUACCCCAAAAAAUGGCAACAAUUGAAAUGGAUAAUGUAGAGUGUGUUUCUUCAUCAGAUGGAAUUGAAGAUGAAGAGAUCCAAUCAUCAGUUUCUUCACAUCCUCAUCCCCUUCAUCAGUUUUCUUCAAAGCCUCAUAAUUUAGUCACCUCUGGACUUGCCCCCACAAGUGUCCAUGAAUUGCUGGAAUGCCCUGUUUGCACUAAUUCUAUGUACCCACCAAUCCAUCAGUGUCACAAUGGGCACACUCUCUGUUCCACUUGCAAGACAAGGGUGCAUAAUCGAUGUCCUACAUGCAGACAAGAGCUUGGGGAUAUCAGGUGCUUAGCAUUAGAGAAAGUUGCGGAGUCACUAGAGCUUCCCUGCAAGUUCUACUCUUUGGGAUGCUCGGAAAUUUUUCCAUAUUACAGCAAACUCAAACACGAGGCAGUUUGCAAUUUCAGACCAUACAGUUGUCCAUAUGCUGGAUCUGAAUGUGCUGUUACUGGCGAUAUUCCUUAUCUGGUCGCCCAUUUGAGAGAUGACCACAAAGUGGACAUGCACACAGGAUGCACGUUCAAUCACCGCUAUGUUAAGUCAAAUCCUCGUGAAGUAGAAAAUGCAACAUGGAUGUUAACAGUAUUCCACUGUUUUGGCCAAUAUUUCUGCCUCCACUUCGAAGCAUUUCAGCUUGGGAUGGCCCCCGUAUACAUGGCAUUUCUCCGUUUUAUGGGCGACGAAAACGAUGCCCGCAACUACAGCUACAGUUUAGAAGUAGGAGCAAACGGCAGAAAGCUCAUAUGGGAGGGUACCCCACGCAGCAUCCGUGAUAGCCACCGCAAGGUCCGAGAUAGUCAUGACGGUCUCAUCAUCCAACGAAACAUGGCACUCUUCUUCUCCGGAGGCGACCGGAAAGAGCUCAAGCUCAGAGUAACGGGACGAAUAUGGAAGGAACAACAGAAUCAAGAUGCCGGGGUUUGCAUCCCAAAUCUUUGUAGCUAAAAAACGGUUUAAUUCUUGGCGCUGACUCUUGCUUUUCUGCUUGCAUUUCUGCGUGGUUGUUGUGUGUAUCUGUGAGACACGAUAUGAUGGUGUUGUAUUUCAUCGACAUUUUCUGCUUGUUGAUGCGUAUCUAUAGCCUGUAAACUGCCUUUUGUUGCCCAAAGAAUUCAGUUGUGAAGUAAAGUUCCACAAGGUUGUGGUUUAUGCACAUUGAUUCAUUUCUUUUCU
Sesamum indicum (sesame) is the source of this 1909-nucleotide messenger RNA. Its product is annotated as E3 ubiquitin-protein ligase SINAT5. Lineage: Eukaryota; Viridiplantae; Streptophyta; Magnoliopsida; Lamiales; Pedaliaceae. Gene Ontology annotation, molecular function: protein binding; ubiquitin protein ligase activity; zinc ion binding. The record is from RefSeq and is a predicted model, not a curated record. Gene Ontology annotation, cellular component: cytoplasm. Gene Ontology annotation, biological process: ubiquitin-dependent protein catabolic process; multicellular organism development.